Molecule: messenger RNA, 1073 nt
Organism: Coniophora puteana RWD-64-598 SS2
Lineage: Eukaryota; Fungi; Basidiomycota; Agaricomycetes; Boletales; Coniophoraceae
Exons: 4
Coding region: 54-1073 (339 amino acids)
Molecular function (GO): RNA binding
Source: RefSeq, a predicted model, not a curated record
GUGGCCACUCCGCCCACUGUCCUGCAGUCCUCGAUCUCGCUGCGUAGACUACGAUGUCUACGGCAUCCAAGCUUACGAAGAAACAGAAGAAGGGUGUUGCCUUUCGCAACCGCAAGACUGGCGGCAAGAAAAAGUCGGCUGACUUUGAAGAGGGAGAGGGACGUGAUGUGCCUAUUGCCGAGGAUCAGGACAUGGCGGAGGUAGCUGGGGAGGAGGAUGGUGUGGAAGAAAAGUCGGAAAGAGUGGACGCUGGGGUAAAGGAGGGCUCAAAGAGUAAAGGAAAGGGGAAGGAAAAGGCGAAGCCAGAGGUGGCUGCUGCAGGCGAAGGUGCCCCGGGACGGACUAAGAGAAAACGAGAAGCAGCUACGGAGGUAGAGAACGAUGGCGAGGACGUGAAACCUGCUGGAGAUGCAGAAAUCAAGCCCAAGAGUAAACGGAGGAAGGGGGACACGGGCGAGGCACUGGAGGGCGAGGAGGAUGGUGCAAAGAAAUCGAGCUCAGCACGACGCUAUAUACUUUUCUUGGGGAACCUUAAAUAUACCACUUCACUCGAGGCAAUCCAGGCUCAUUUCAGCGCAUGUGAUCCACCACCAACCAUACGUCUCCUUACGCCCAAGAAGGCACCCCACAAAUCUGCGACUGCGGGACCCACAAAAUCAAAAGGAUGCGCAUUUCUCGAGUUCAAGCAUCAGAACGCACUUCAGCAGGGAAUCAAACUGCAUCACUCCACGCUAGAUGGGCGCAAGGUCAACGUUGAGCUUACCGCUGGGGGAGGAGGGAAGAGCGAGACGCGGCUGAACAAGCUGAAGGAGCGUAACAAGGGACUAGACACUCAGAGGCGCAAACGGACUACAAAACCAGACGCAGGAGAGAAAAAGGAGGUUGCACCGUCUCGUGGCGCCGAGAGGCAGUCCGCGACCUCCGGCGUGAUGGCUGCACCAGCAGAAAAACGGACAUGGACUGUGGGCGAAGUGGAGGAGACAGAGACUCACCGUGGAGGCAAAAAGCAUGCCAAGCGCCGUCCAAGGCCCAAGAACUUUAGUACAGGCACGAAUGCGAUACCCGUUGGCUAG